Molecule: messenger RNA, 3593 nt
Organism: Cynoglossus semilaevis (tongue sole)
Lineage: Eukaryota; Metazoa; Chordata; Actinopteri; Pleuronectiformes; Cynoglossidae
Gene: tbx15
Product: T-box transcription factor 15
Exons: 8
Coding region: 985-2817 (610 amino acids)
Biological process (GO): cell fate specification; positive regulation of DNA-templated transcription; regulation of transcription by RNA polymerase II
Cellular component (GO): nucleus; chromatin
Molecular function (GO): DNA-binding transcription factor activity, RNA polymerase II-specific; RNA polymerase II cis-regulatory region sequence-specific DNA binding
Source: RefSeq, a predicted model, not a curated record
GAGACAGUCUCUAAGAAGGAUAUUGGACCGGAUUGGGAAAAGGUAGACGUCGAUAUUUGGACAAAGACGAAAGAUGCAGAGAGAAGCAGGUAGGACUGGGAUGCAUCCAAACUUUUCGGUGUUUUAGAGUAUGAUAACAACAACAACAAAACAGUCGUCGUUCAUUUUGACUGGCCCAAGGACUGAGAACACAUGUGAGAGAGCUGAAGACCACGAUCUGUGCCAUGGAGACUGUAAGGCUCUGGUGAACAGACAGGUCAGACUAUCACGGUCAGAGUUGAUCAUUUAACCUCGGUGCCUUAGGACUAUUUGUACAGUAAUUGUGUCGAGCCAAUGUAAUGAUUCUAAAUCGAGUUCAUCUGUUCAGAACCGUACGAUAUCAAAUCUGUUUCUUCCCUUCCGCUGUGCCCAUGAUUUUCCCACAGUCAACAAUGACAGAGUCGCUUCAUUAGUCUUCCUCUGCAGCCGUCUUCCUCUGCUCCCCGUCCACAUGCGCGCGUCAUUGGGAGCGUCUCUUCGCCCGCUACUCCGUCCUCACUCCUGAUUGGACGCCCGGGUUUGACAGGGAUCAGGAGUCACCGCCCUCUGAGAGCGUGAAAAAAAAAACUCCUCCAGAAGUGAGUAUCAAUCAGAGAGGAGUUUAGGGGGGGAGACAGAAGGAGAAAAAGAAAGCAGCAGAGUGGACUCGCAUCCAAAACUGACCGCUGACGAAUCCGUCUGGACCCGAUCUCGUGCGUAAAAAAAACCCCGGGAUCAUGGCACAUUUGACGCGGCGUUUCUAGUCACAGUUGGGAUUACUCUGGACACUUGGUGAGUUUGCGCCACGCUGCAAACAAACACAUUCACUUUUGUUUGUUUGUUGUUGUUUUUGUUUUUUUUUAAAGAAGGGUAGUUUUAUUUGACUGCGCUUUUUGGACGGACGGACUUGUCUUUUUCGCCGCGUCCUCCCAAAGCCCUCUCUAGGGUGGAUUUUUUAGGAGAGAAAUGAGUGAGAGGAGGCGAUCUGCCGCAGCUCUGAGCUCAAGAGCCCACGCGUUUUCCGUGGAAGCCCUGAUCGGCUCCAACAAGAAGAGGAAGCUCCGGGGCUGGGAGGAGAAGGAGCUGGAGUUGUCCAUGGAGAGCCUCGGCACGGACGGAGAGGACGCAGCGCACUGUCUGGAUAUGGACCCGGACUCUGAGGCCAGUCCCGGCUCGGACGGAGAGGGUCUGGCCGAGAGGACGUCGUGCUCCUUUGGCUCUCCCGCUGACCUGGCCCCGGGCCCCUGUGAGCCUUCACCCCCGGCGUCCAUGGAGGAGAUCCAGAUGGAGCUGCAGUGUGCGGACCUGUGGAAGCGCUUUCACGACAUCGGCACCGAGAUGAUCAUUACCAAGGCGGGCAGGAGGAUGUUUCCUGCCAUGAGAGUGAAGAUCGCAGGACUGGACCCUCAUCAACAGUAUUACAUCGCCAUGGACAUCGUGCCAGUGGACAACAAGAGAUACAGAUAUGUGUAUCACAGCUCAAAAUGGAUGGUGGCUGGUAAUGCCGACUCUCCAGUUCCUCCACGGGUCUACAUCCACCCGGACUCACUGGCCUCAGGAGACACAUGGAUGAGACAAGUGGUCAGCUUUGACAAACUCAAACUCACCAACAACGAACUGGACGAUCAGGGACAUAUCAUCCUUCACUCAAUGCACAAGUACCAGCCUCGUGUCCACGUCAUCAGGAAGGACUUCAGCAGUGAGCUGUCUCCCAAUAAACCUGUACCCACUGGGGAAGGAGUGAAAACCUUUAGCUUCCCUGAGACGGUCUUCACCACCGUCACUGCCUACCAGAACCAGCAGAUCACCAGACUAAAGAUAGAUCGUAACCCCUUCGCCAAGGGGUUUAGGGACUCUGGCAGAAACAGGACGGGCCUGGAGGCCAUCAUGGAGACUUAUGCUUUUUGGAGACCUCCCGUGAGGACACUGACAUUUGAGGACUUCACCAACAUGCAAAAGCAACAAGGGGGAAGCACCGGCACUUCACCCACCACCUCCAGCACAGGAACCCCUUCUCCUUCUGGUGCUGCACACCUCCUCUCCCCCUCCUGUUCACCCCCCACCUUCCACCUGGCUCCCAACACCUUCAACGUGGGCUGCAGGGAGAGUCAGCUGUGUAACCUGGGCCUGUCAGAAUACCCAGCCUGCGCUCGCAGCAACAUGGCAGCCCUGCAGGGCUACGGCGGUCUGGCCGACGGCUCCUACGGACGCCUCCAGACCGCGGGGGGCGCUGUGGCCUCCGCUCAGCCCUCUGAGUCCUUCCUACCACAGAGGACUUCCUCUUUGAUUGCCGCCGGUAUGCAGGGAGGCACUCACGCGUCCCUCACCGGCGGCGGCGGCGGAAGCGGCACCGGGGGGAAGAUGGAAGCCUACGGCGGUCAGCUCGGGUCUUUUCCGGCUUCGCAGCUUCAGUACGUGAUGCAGGCUGGAGGAGGCUCCACCUCUGCCUCAUCCUCCUCAUCAGGAACCUCCCCUUCCUCCGCCCACAUGUUCAGCGGGGGCCAUCAUCACGUGCAGCAGGGCUCCUACAACGCCUUCUCCCUGCACAACCCUUACAACCUGUACGGAUACAACUUCCCCACCUCCCCUCGUCUGGCUGCCAGCCCGGAGAAACCUCAGGGAGGUCUGCUCUGCUCCUCGACUCCCGCCGGGGCCUUCGCUGAGCGCCAGUACCUGUCCAACGGAAGCAUGGACACUAUGCACAUGAUAGGCAACACCGGCGGUGGCCAGCAGGGCGGUGGCUCCUGCGACGGUCGGCAGUACGGCUCCUCAUCUCAGAUGUCCAUGCACAUGGUGUAAAAAAAACAACAAAAAACUGAGAGCCGUGACGUCAGAGCACUUCCUGUUUCUCUACAGACUUGGUUUCACAUCGAUGUUGUUUUUGCAAAGACGCCGGUUCACGGAGGUUCCUUUGUGAAAAUGGACACGGUCUCAUCGUUAAAAGACUCUCUGCCACUUACAAAGCCGGAAAGAGGAAGUCGAGGUGUUAUUUAAGUAUCUACAUAUAAAUGAAGUGUCAAACUGGAAAAAACAACUUGAUGAUCUUAAUGUUUCUGACAAUUAACCCAUCUAUAAACUGCUAUAAAAAAGGACGAGGACUGUGGUUCAGGAGGAGUUAUCAGUUGUGAAUAUGUAGCCGUGCAAUAGGAGCAAUGAUCUCUCGAAGUGACCCUCGAUCUCCAGGGACUGGUGAAAGGAGCCUGCGGUGAGAUCCAGAGGUUUUCAUGUCACAAGCACUUGUGUUGUUUCGAUUUUUACAAAUGUCAGUGGGGGGGUCAGGGUCAGGGUCAGGGUCAGGGUCAGGGUCAGGGUGGGUGGUUUGGGCCGGACUGAAAGGGACAACUGGGACAGAUUAACAAGUGACUCACCGCUCCACAUAUACACACAGCAGUGUGUGUGUGUGUGUGUCUCUGACAAUGGCAGGUCAGACACGCUGGUUUGUGUGGCAUACAGGGUGAAUGGAUGAAAAAGAAAAACUGUAGGUCAGAAACUCCCAGCAGCAGGUGUACACGACUCCAUGGACAGGACCGUCCAGGCAUCACUUCCCUCACAGACUGAAAUGACUUCACAAUUUG